Peronospora matthiolae is the source of this 3618-nucleotide messenger RNA. NCBI's taxonomy places the organism in Eukaryota, Oomycota, Peronosporomycetes, Peronosporales, Peronosporaceae. The record is from the annotation of a GenBank genome assembly.
AUGAGCUGGGAACCUCCAGUCGAAAGCGACAUCGAGCACGACGAUGGUGUCGGUGGCGGUGACUACGGACUCGCCCCAGGCCUCGCCGUGUCUCAGGAAGACGCCUGGGCAGUGAUCUCGAGCUACUUUGAAGAGAAGGGACUCGUGCGGCAGCAGUUGGACUCGUUCGAUGAGUUCAUCCAGAACACGAUGCAGGAGCUCGUGGACGACUCGCGCUCGAUCCGCAUCAAUCCCGAGCCCCAGUACGCGCCCGGCCAGGCCAAGACAAACACGGACACGAUCUACAACAUCUCGUUCGGCCAGAUUUACCUCUCGAAGCCCACGAUGACCGAGGCCGAUGGCUCGACGAGCGUCAUGUUCCCGCACGAAGCGCGACUGCGAAAUCUCACGUACUCAGCCCCACUUUAUGUAGAUGUGAUGUGUCAGAAGUACCAAGCACCUCCUUCGGGUCCUGCAAACCUGGAAGAUAUGGAGCCUUACGACCAAGUGGAGACCCCAAAGGAGUUUAUUGGCAUGGUGCCCAUUAUGCUGCGCUCGCAGUACUGCGUGUUGACGCACAAGACGGACAAGGAACUCACAGAGCUCAAUGAGUGUGUCUAUGACCAGGGAGGUUACUUCAUUAUCAAUGGAAGUGAAAAGGUGCUCAUCGCCCAAGAGCGCAUGAGCAAUAACCACGUCUACUGUUUCCGGAAGAACGGGGCGUCUAAGUACAGUUGGGUUUGCGAAACGCGGUCUCACGUCGAACACGGCGUGCGGCCGACCAGUACCAUGUACGUGCAGAUGUACCAGAAGGGCGGCGGCAAGAGCGCUAUUACGGGCAACCAGAUUCGGGCGGUAAUCCCCUACAUUCGCCAGGACAUUCCUGUUGUCAUUAUCUUCCGUGCGCUCGGGUUUGUGGCAGACCGAGAAAUCUUAGAACACAUUUGCUAUGACUUUUCCGACGCUGAGCUAAUGGAACGAUUCAAGUCUUCCUUGGAAGAAGCAUUUGUUAUUCAAGAGCAGGAAGUCGCGCUGGAUUUUAUAGGACGACGUGGAAGUGCCAUUAACGUGAGCAAGUCUGACCGUAUCCGCUAUGCGCAGGACAUUCUGCAGAAGGAGAUGUUGCCUCACGUUGGUGUUGAGGAUCACAACGAAACCAAGAAAGCGUACUUUCUUGGUUACGUGGUGCACAAGUUGCUCAUGUGCUCACUCGGUCGUAUAGGCGAGGAUGACCGUGAUCAUUACGGUAAUAAGCGACUGGAUCUUGCUGGUCCCCUACUUGGCGGCUUGUUUCGUAUACUGUUUAAAAAGCUGACAAAGGACGUAAAGUCGUUUCUGCAGAAGUGUGUGGACAACGGCAAGGAUUUCAACUUGACGCUUGCUAUCCGCUCACGCACGAUCACAAAUGGUCUGCGGUAUUCGCUGGCUACCGGUAACUGGGGCAUGCAAAAGAGCGCCUCAAAGGCUGGUGUCUCGCAGGUUCUCAAUCGGCUGACGUACGCUUCGUCGCUUUCCCAUUUGCGUCGGUUGAAUACACCUCUUGGCCGUGAAGGCAAGCAGGCUCAGCCUCGUCAGCUGCACAACACGCAUUGGGGUAUGAUUUGUCCUGCUGAAACGCCUGAAGGACAGGCUGUCGGUCUUGUCAAGAAUUUGGCGUUGAUGGCAUACAUAUCGGUUGGUUCGCCGCAAGCCCCAAUUCUGGAGUUCUUGGAAGAGUGGGCAACGGAAAACUUGGAGGAAAUUAAGCCUCAGAUCAUUCCACACUCCACUAAAAUUUUCGUGAACGGUAAUUGGGUCGGUGUGCAUCGCGAACCGAACGAGUUGAUUCGUACGCUGCGAUCGCUUCGUCGAUGUGUCGAUAUUGAUGCUGAAGUAUCAGUGAUUCGAGACCUGAUGAACAAAGAGUUGCGCAUUUACACGGAUGCUGGCCGUGUGUGUCGUCCUCUGUUUAUUGUUGAAGACAACCAGCUACUCCUGCAGAAGGAGCAGGUGGUGAAGCUGCAAAAUCACAAGAUUACCAACUACUGCUGGCAUAAUCUGUUGACGGAUGGUGUGGUGGAACUCAUUGAUACGGAGGAAGAGGAAGUGUGCAUGAUUGCGAUGGAGCCUAAGGAUGUCGGCACAGGCUCGCAGAUCCAUACGCAUUGCGAAAUUCAUCCAUCCAUGAUUCUGGGUAUUUGCGCCAGUAUUAUUCCGUUCCCCGAUCACAACCAGUCACCGCGUAACACGUACCAGUCUGCUAUGGGUAAGCAGGCUAUGGGCAUCUACUGUUCCAAUUUCCGUGCAAGGAUGGAUACUAUGGCCAACGUUUUAAACUAUCCUCAAAAGCCAUUGGUUACUACACGUGCAAUGGAGUACUUGCACUUUCGUGAAUUGCCAUCGGGUAUCAAUGCUAUUGUGGGUAUCGCGUCGUAUACGGGCUACAAUCAGGAAGAUUCUUUGAUCAUGAACCAGAGCGCAAUUGAUCGCGGCUUUUUCCGCUCUACUUUUUACCGCUGCUACAUCGACCAAGAACGGAAUAAGAGUCCACACGGUGGUCCCGGUGGUGGCGCUGGUGGUGCCAAUUGUGAGGAAUUUGAAAAGCCUUCUCGUGACAAUUGCCUGGGUCUGCGUCACGGCAGCUAUCACAAGUUGGAUAAUGAUGGACUUGUUGCCCCUGGUACCCGUGUCAGCGGGAACGAUAUUAUCAUCGGCAAGACGUCACCCUUGCCCCAGUCCGAAGACUCGUCUCUCGAACAACGCCACCAGAAGCGUGACGCGAGUACAGCUUUGCGCUCCCACGAAAACGGCAUUAUCGACAGUGUGAUGCUUACGACUAACGCAGACGGAUUCAAGUUUACAAAAGUACGCUUCCGCAACAUCCGAGUUCCUCAGAUUGGCGACAAGUUUGCAUCACGUCACGGACAGAAGGGAACAAUUGGUAUGACGUAUCGUCAAGAAGACAUGCCGUUUACGGUGGAGGGCAUUACACCGGAUAUCGUUGUAAACCCUCACGCUAUUCCGUCGCGUAUGACAGUGGGGCAUCUGGUUGAGUGUUUGCUCGGCAAGGUCUCGUCGCAAACUGGUGAUGAAGGUGACGCAACUCCUUUCACCGAUGUGACUGUCCAAGCGAUUGCCGACACGCUGCAUAAUCUAGGCUACCAGAAGCAUGGUAACGAGGUUAUGUACAGUGGUCACACGGGCCGUCGCCUGACAGCACAGAUCUUCAUCGGACCGACCUUCUACCAGCGAUUGAAGCAUAUGGUUGACGACAAGAUCCACUCGCGCUCGCGUGGUCCGGUGACGAUGCUGACGCGUCAGCCAAUGGAGGGUCGUGCUCGCGAGGGUGGUCUGCGCAUGGGAGAAAUGGAGCGCGACUGUUUGAUCUCACACGGCUCGGCCAAUUUCCUCAUGGAUCGGCUCUUUGCAAACUCGGAUGCCUAUCGUGUGCACGUGUGCGAUAUCUGUGGGAUCAUUGCCAUUGCCAAUUUGCGCAAGAUGACGUUUGAGUGUCGCACGUGCCGUAACAAGACACAGAUUUCGCAGGUCCACAUUCCCUACUCUUGCAAGCUGCUUUUCCAGGAGCUCAUGUCCAUGUCGAUCGCGCCACGACUGUUUACGCUGGGCAACCCGAACGUGGAUCGAGUUCGCCAGCCGUAG